CACACACCCACACACUACACCACUUUUUUUUAGAGAGAGAAAGUGAAACUUUAGAGAGAGAAAUCGAGGCUCAUAUAUAUGCAUGUAUAUAUAUAUGUAUCUAGAGAGAGAGAGACUUGUUUGAUUCGCAGUCUUUUGCUGCUGUAUUGAUUGUUUAGAGGGGUUUUGUUUCCCCACUGAUGUACUCAAUUGAAGAUUGUGCUACAUAUAACAAGGACAGAUCAAAUGCCAUCAUUAAAAAUGAAGACCAAGUCAACUGUGGGGUGUUUAAGAGAAAAAAAUGGUCUCCAUGUAUGCCAGAAGUCAAACAUGAUAUCGAAGAAUUCUUGCUCUAAUGUCCGGAUUUCUCAUCAAACAGCAGAAUUUGAUUCUAUUAUUCAAAAUAGUGAGAAUGUUUCUCUGUGCAAUAAAGUAUAUGCUCAGGAGAUUGAAGAUGACAAAGCUAUUGACCAUCAUGAAUUGAUCGAUGAAGAAAAUCUUGAGUUAAAUUUUGCGACUGCUGGGAGAAUGGAAACUACACCACCAACUUGUGCGUCAAACUUGGAGACAAUUUUUUCACCAACUUUGGAGUCAAAUGAAGUUCACGGUGAACCAGAGAUCAACAAUGAUGCAGGGAGUAACGAGGAUCUUGAUCCAUCACUUUUGGGAGCUGAUGACAGUGAUGAUAACAGCAGAAGCUCUAGUGAAUAUCAAACUUGCAAUGUCUCAGAUUUCUACAUUUCUGACAUGAUUGUUGCAGGCUUACCCAUUGAAGGCAACUCAAUUUAUGAUGACAUCACAGAAGCUAGUUGCUUGCUUGAUUACAAAUGUGAUGAGCCAAGUACGUUUUUUGAUGUGGCUGAGGAAUACAUGAUACUGCCUUUCCUUGAGGAUACCAUGGAGGCAGGUGGCGAUCAUGAAGGCAGAACAUGUGAGGACACAAUUAUAGAUUCAGAUGAUUCAAGCUUGUAUCUUGCAAUCCAUCAGUUGAGAUCCUGCAAUGAGGAACCUGAUGUGAAUCCCUACUCAGAUUCAGAUCAAUUAGAGUGCUUUGAUCCACACAUGUUUAUCAGAAAUCUACCUGACCUACCAGAUGUGGCGCCAAAUUUUCACCCCAUUACAUUGCUAAAUGAAACACAGAAAAUGAAGUCCACUACCCUGGUACUGGAUUUGGAUGAAACACUUGUCCACUCUACUUUGGAACAUUGUGAAGAUGCGGAUUUUAGCUUUCCAGUCUUUUUCAACAUGAAAGAGCACACAGUCUAUGUAAAACAGAGGCCUUACCUUCAGAUGUUCCUGGAGAGGGUUGCUGAGAUGUUUGAAAUUGUGGUGUUCACAGCCAGUCAAAGCAUCUAUGCAGAACAGCUUCUGGAUAUAUUGGAUCCAGAUAGAAAACUUAUAUCUCGUCGAGCUUAUCGUGAAUCAUGCAUUUUUUCAGAUGGAAGUUACACCAAGGACUUAACAGUUUUAGGUGUUGAUCUUGCAAAAAUUGUUAUAAUUGACAAUUCUCCUCAGGUUUUUCGGUUGCAAGUGAAUAAUGGGAUUCCUAUUAAGAGUUGGUUUGAUGACCCAUCAGAUUGUGCACUAAUUUCAUUACUACCCUUCCUUGAGACCCUGGUUGAUGCUGAUGAUGUCCGUCCUAUCAUUGCCAAGAGAUUCGGUAACAAGGAAUAAGAGCCCCUUGUUCUCACCUAUUUUGCUCAAUUUAACAGUUCCUUGUCCUUGUCAUCUUGUUUUAAGCAAAAAAUAUCCUCAAUAUAGAUGCUCAAUAUUCAUUCCUCCUUGAGCUCCUGGUAUAGUUAUUUAGACUAAAUAUAUCAUUAGUCCUUUGUUCAGUCAGCUUUUGGUGCUCAUUCCUUUCUUUUCUCUCCUCUUUUGACAAUCUCUUCAAGUGUUCAAUCGAAUUUGUGGCAAAGGUGGUUUUAAAGAACUUUUCUAUAUUUGCAUUGUACAGUUAUAGGUGCUUAUAUUUUCUUAAGGGUGUGUAUAUGAAUUAUUUUGUUGUGGAAUAAAUUUUGUGAGCUUGUUUUUGCAUUAAUAACUGUUGACCCUAGUUAUGCAAUCAAUUUUUUUUCUUGCUCAAUCAUUAUUUUAUUGCCUUGUGGAAAAGAAUAUCCAACCCUAUGAAUUAUAGUAUUUGACUUUCAACAGUUGAAAAUGAUACUGAUGCAUUACUUGCCUCAUCUUGUUAUGCUCAGGUGCUUCCAUCAUCACUUAAUUCUUGUGUGCUUUUCAUUUUAUUUAUUUAUUUAAUAAUAUAGCAAACAUGCUAGGAUGAGGACUUAAAUCCUGGUUCCUAUAAGAUGACUUGAGCAACAUAUUGUGGAAGGAAUUGUUAUUCUAUAUGCUUCUUGAUAUAUACAAGAUAUGGUUCUAUUAAUUUCAAGAAUCCUCAUGAACAUAUAGAAGCCAAGGAAAACUAGAAUAGACUCCUCUAAAAAGGAUUGUGGAGAAUGUGAAUUUGUUGGUGCGCAAGAAGCUUUUUAUCCUUCUUUUUUGUGUGAGCGCUUAUUUUCCCAUUCUUGGGGUGAGGGGAAAGGGAUUUGGGAUCAAUCCCAUAUUAUAUUAGUGAGAUUUUUAUUAGAGAACAUUGUUGUUUUCCCAUUUGUGCAAGCCUUCUGUUGUCUUCUAUUUCUUACUUUUCUUUUAUUGUUGAUUAUAUUCCUGUAUUUUAGAUUUUAUGGAAUUCAUUGAAAUAUUGAUGUAUUGCUUGGCUGCAUCAUCUUGUUUUUUUUUAAAAAAAAAACCCAAAUCCUAAAUUUAGAAUUCUAAUAACUUGUGUUAAUUGUUACCUUCUAUAAGAAUUAAGAUAAAGGUCUUCCUUACAUGAUAACAAGUGAGCACUACAGAAAUUAUUGGAAUUUGGAAGUUGAUGAGGAUCAGUUACUACACUGCAAACCCUGAUCUUUUAGAAAUAGGAGCUACAGGCCAGCAGUUUCUGUGGUGUGGAAUCCUCUCAUUUGGUGAAGGAAUGCCAUUCUUCUGCUAGAAAUUUGAGGGGGUUGUUACUGGAAAAAACUGCAAAAGGCUCUCUCCUUAGGAGGGUAUAUGGCCAUGGAGGAGGCAGCAGUGUAGAGAAUGCUGAUGGUGAACCAUCGGAGUUAGACACAAUGCUAGAUAGAUUGGACAUUUCAACUAGAGUUUUGUCAAUAGGGUUUCCCAAAAUAGAAGAUUCUUUUUAAUGCUAUGAUAAAGUCAAGGCACAUUACAGACAGAGUACACCUGUGAAGAAAAGCUAAGCUGAAUUACUAUGAUAUUGGAACUUUAAGCAAGAGACCCUUGUAAUAUGUAGGUAGGCAGAGUACUGAAAGAACUACUAUUUAAGAAGACAUCCUUUAGCUUCAAGAAGGGAAGCUAUAGUUUCUCCAGGAUUUCGUAUUUCUUGCUUUGAUUCUUGUAUUUUGUUAUUAUUAAUUAUAUAAUUAUAUCCAUUUGUUAUAGCUUUAGGUGCAUAGAUUUACUUUGGUUCCACUUUGUCAAGAUUCACAAAAUCUUUUAGUUUAGAAGGCUUGACUACCAUUCAUGCUCCUCUCAUUUGUUUGAACUUCAGUUUUUAAAGCAUGUUAGUCAGAUCUCAGUCCUCAUAUAGCCAUUCCCUUUCUUUCAUGAUGUUGGCACGUCCUCUGAUUGUGAUAUUGAUGUUUUAAUGGUUUGUUGCGAUUUUAUCUUUUCAAGUAGUUCAAGCUAAGAGAGUGAGGUCGUUGAUUUCAUGAUUAUAACUUAUAAGGAUCAGUGUUAAAGUGAUUGGAAGGUUAUUCCGGGUAAGAGAGUGAGUGAGAUCAUUGUUGAAUACGGGAUUGGUCUUGUGAUUAAAUGCAUCUAUUUUCUUUAUCCUUACUUGUGGCUCCACAAGACAAGCUGCAACACUCAGUUAUGACUCUUUAAGUAAUUCAUUCUGCUAACCAUAGGUCCUGCAACGAUUCAAGUAUACUUAAAAAUGUCAAUGGAUUAGUUACCAUAUAGGUCAAGUGGGUGGGUUAUUAGUCUAUGAGGAAUUUUCAUCUUAUACCUAAGAGGAUGUACAUUAUAGGUAAACUUGACCAAACUACCUGUUGCUAGCCUUAAACUUAGAAUGCUAAUUCUCCCAGGCUGUGUUUUGCUAUGGGAUUUGUGUAGGG
Camellia sinensis is the source of this 4097-nucleotide messenger RNA. It is a transcript of the gene SSP4B, whose product is annotated as SCP1-like small phosphatase 4b. The record is from RefSeq and is a predicted model, not a curated record. Gene Ontology annotation, molecular function: phosphatase activity. NCBI's taxonomy places the organism in Eukaryota, Viridiplantae, Streptophyta, Magnoliopsida, Ericales, Theaceae.